This is a messenger RNA of Coregonus sp. 'balchen', 27166 nucleotides long. Lineage: Eukaryota; Metazoa; Chordata; Actinopteri; Salmoniformes; Salmonidae. The record is from the annotation of a GenBank genome assembly.
AUGACAGCUACUGAAAAACUAGCGCUGAUCUGGAGCCUGUGGACGGCAGUGAGCUUCGCAGCUGGACUUGGUGAGGAACUUAAUUUGAUAUCCCCCUACACUACAGCGGGGUGAGCCAUAGACAUCUUUAUGUAUUUCUAUGGGGUAAGCUUCACUUGCUUUUUGACUUCUCUUCUAAUCGGAUGUUUGAUGCUGAAAGUUAAUCUGGUUUGAUAUGGAUUAGACAUGGAUGUGUUUUUUCCCCCCAAUACUAAACAAAAAGGGAUGUAGGCUAUCAUAUAAAACAAUAAUCUGCUCGUGAGAUAACAGGUGUACUGGACUAACAAAUACGUCUUCCAAAUUGUGCAGAAUUUACAAAUUAGCAACGGUAUGAUUAAUCAUGUUCACAUUAAUUUAUUUGGUCAUCAAGUGGCAAUGGUCAAUGUUGUUCCUUCAGAUGAGCACCCUUGCCCCAAAGGAGCCCAGGUCCAUCUGGCCAGUCUGCAAUGCUAUUGGCUGUCAGAGUCAGCGACAUCAUGGCUGGAGGCGAAGGGUAUUUGUCGUCAGGUGAAGGGUGGGGAUCUAGCCGCAGUCCAAAGCACUGAAACUCAGACAUUCAUCCACAACUCCUUCCCAUCGUGAGUAAACAGUUUAUGAUCUUUCUAACGGAUUUAUACAGUAUAUUCUGUCACCUGACUACACUGUAAUUCACUUAAUUCCCCACCACCCCCUCUUAAAUGUUUUUGUAUAUGUAUCUUUCUGUAUAGAAAAUCCACUGAGUGGGUCUGGCUGAGGGAUGGCAGGGGAGAAGGGCCGGAUAGAGGCGAGAGUUUGGGAACGGAAAGCCAUCCUGGGUGGGACAGGGGCAGGGAGAGUAUGGGGGGCUGUACCCAGAUGGCCCUGGGUUCACCAGGACAGAGGAGGAACACAGUGUGUGACGGACAGUACCUCUGCCUCUGUGAGAAGGUGGUUACAGGUGAGACUGCAUGGAGAGUUUACUGCAUUAAUACGACAUUGCAAACUAUAAUUCAGAAUUAAAUGUGUUUGUUGUCUUCAUAGGGAGACCUAAGGGGUGUAACAUUGUCACAAAUUAACACAUUUGUGAGCAUGCUGUAUAUUGCAGUGUGCUAAUGGAUGUGUGUAUGUUUCCGCUGUCUCCUGUAGUUUCCCUGCCUUCGUUAGACAGCUACCUGACAGGUGUUCCUCUCAUGUCGGCCGUGUAUGCCAGGUCACAGCUACAAGUCCUCCCUACAGUCCCAGACCCUGACCAAAAGAGAGUGGAGGUGAGUGGCAUCAUAUGUCACACUGAGGGAACCGAUUAUGAUACUCUUUUUGUUGUGGAUUGACCUACUGUACGGCAUUCAUAUUAGGAUGUUGUCAGAUUUCAGGCAAAACUCUUGAUAUGGAUGUCGUAUUCAUCGCAUCACCUUGUGCCGGCUUUAACCACAGCCAUGCUAAAAUCCCCCUCUUAUGUCUGAUUACUUUAUUAUCCUCCCCUCAGAUGCUGCUGUUUCCUGGGCUGUGGUUCAGCCAUGCUGGCCAGGUGGUAUCAGUGGAGCUGGUCAGCCAGCCAAGAGAAGUGUCCACCUUGGUCAGAGUUCAGAUCCUCCGGCCCUACUGCAGCCCCCACCAUCACCUGGUGCCCCCAGGUAACAAAACGUCACCUUACAGAGGAGGAACUUUUUGAGGCAAUUAAAUAUUUUCAGUCUGGAAAAACACCAGGGCUUGAUGGUAUACCAGUAGAGGUAUAUCAGACCUUUCUUGAUGUACUCAAAUAUCCAUUAUUAGCAUGUUUUAAUUACUCCUAUAAAAAUAGUAGACUUUCAGGUACUCAACAAGAAGGUCUGAUUUCAUUACUACUGAAACAGGACCCAGGUUGUCAGUAUAAAGAUCGAGUCCAUUUAAAAACUGGAGGCCUCUUACACUUCAAUGUUGUGAUGCGAAAAUCCUGGUGAAAUGCAUAGCACAUGGGACAAAAAAGGUUUUACCACAUAUUGUUCAUCCUGAUCAGACAGGUUUUUUACAUGGACGAUAUAUUGGAGAUAAUAUACGACAAUUACUUGAAACAAUUGAACAUUAUGAAACAUCAAAGAUACCAGGCCUGGUUUCAUAGCAGAUUUUGAAAAGGCUUUUGAUCAAGUAUAACUAGAAUUUAUAUAUACAGUGCCUUCGGAAAGUAUUCAGACCCCUUGACUUUUUCCACAUUUAGUUACGUUACAGCCUUAAUCUAAAAUGGAUUAAAUAAAUACAAAUCCUCAGCAAUCUACACACAAUACCCCAUAAUGACAAAGCGAAAACAGGUUUUUAGAAAUGUUUGCAAAUGUACUACAAAUAAAAAACAGAAAUACCUUAUUUACAUAAGAAUUCAGACUCUUUGCUAUGAGACUUGAAAUUGAGCUCAGGUGCAUCCUGUUUCCAUUGAUCAUCCUUGAGAUCAACUUGAUUGGAGUCCACCUGUGGUAAAUUCAAUAGAUUGGACACAAUUUGGAAAGGCACACACCUGUCUAUAUAAGGUCCCACAGUUGACAGUGCAUGUCAGAGCAAAAACCAAGCCAUGAAGGAAUUGUCCGUAGAGCUCCGAGACAGGAUUGUGUCGAGGCACAGAUCUGGGGAAGGGUAUCAAAAUAUGUCUGCAGCAUUGAAGGUCCCCAAGAACACAGUGGCCUCCAUCAUUCUUAAAUGGUAGAAGUUUGGAACCACCAAGACUCUUCCUAGAGCUGGCCGCCCGGCCAAACUGAGCAAUCUGGGAGAAGGGCCUUGGUCAGGGAGGUGACCAAGAACCCGAUGGUCACUCUGACAGAGCUCUAGAAUUCCUCUGUGGAGUUGGGAGAAUCUUCCAGAAGGACACCCAUCUCUGCAGCACUCCACCAAUCAGGCCUUUAUGGUAGAGUGGCCAGACAGAAGCCACUCCUCAGUAAAAGGCACAUGACAGCCUGCUUGGAGUUUGCCAAAAGGCACCUAAAGGACUCUCAGACCAUGACAAACAAGAUUCUCUGGUCUGAUGAAACCAAGAUUGAACUCUUUGGCCUGAAUGCCAAGCGUCACGUCUGGAGUAAACCUGGCACCAUCCCUAUGGUGAAGCAUGGUGAAGCAUGGUGGUGGCAGCAUCAUGCUGUGGGGAUGUUUUUCAGUGGCAGGGACUGGGAGACUAGUCAGGAUCGAGGGAAAGAUGAACGGAGCAAAGUACAGAGAGAUCCUUGAUGAAAACCUGCUCCAGAGCGCUCAGGACCUCAGACUGGGGUGAAGGUUCACCUUCCAACGGGACCACGACCCUAAGCACACAGCCAAGACAACGCAGGAGUGGCUUUGGGACAAGUCUCUGAAUGUCCUUGAGUGGCCCAGCCAGAGCCCGGACUGGAACCCGAUCUAACAUCUUUGGAGAGACCUGAAAAUAGCUGUGCAGCAAUGCUCCCCAUCCAACCUGACAGAGCUUGAGAGGAUCUGCAGAGAAGAAUGGGAAAAACUGCCCAAAUACAGGUGUGCCAAACUUGUAGUGUCAUACCCAAGAAGACUCAAAGCUGUGAUCGCUGCCAGUACUGAGUAAAGGGUCUGAAUACUUAUGUAAAUUUGAUAUUUCAUUUUUUUCAAAAAAAAAUUAAUUAGCAAGGAUUUCUAAAAACCUGUUUUUGCUUUGUCAUUAUGGGGUAUUGUGUGUAGAUUGAUGAGGGAAAAAAACAAUUUAAUCAAUUUUAGAAUAAGGCUGUAACCUAACAAAAUGUGGAAAAAGUCAAGGGGUCUGAAUACUUUCCGAAGGCACUGUAAAUGUCUGGAUUACUUUAAUUUCGGUGAAUCUCUUAUACAAUGGUUGAAAGUUAUGUACAGCAAACCCAGAUGUGAAAUAGUAAAUAAUGGUUACUUCUCAGAAAGUAUUGCGCUUUUAAGAGGAGUAAAACAAGGCUGUCCGUUGUCUCCAUAUCUAUUUGUUAUGGCCAUCGAAAUGCUAGCUAUUAAAAUUAGAUCCAAGAAGAACAUCAAGGUGUUAGAAAUCCAGGGGAUAAAAACUAAAGUGUCAAUGUAUGCCGAUGACUCAAGUUUUUUCUUAUGUCCACAUCACUUUUUUGCCUCUCUGGACUAAAACCUAAUUAUGACAAGUGUCCCAUAAUAUGUAUUGGAUCGUUAAAAGACACAGUGUUUACCUUGUAGUUUACCAAUAAAAUGGGCGGAUGGUGAGGUAGACAUACUUGGUAUUCAUAUCUAAAAAAAUGUAAAUAACUUACCACAAUCAAUUUCAAUAGAAAGUUCGCAAAAAUAGAUAAGAUUCUGCAACCAUAGAGAGGGGAAUACUUGUCUAUUUAUGGAAAAAUCACAUUGAUUAACUCUUUGGUCCUACCACAGUUUACUUACUAAUGGUGAUGCCUACUCCAGACAACCCGUUUUUGAAAUCAUAUGAGCAAAAAAUAUUUCAUUUGAUUUGGAAUGCUAAGCCAGACAAAAUUAAACGUGCCUAUUUAUAUAAUGAAUAUGAGUUUGGGGGGCUAGAAUUAUUAAAUAUUAAAGCUUUACACCUAUCACUAAAAGCUUCACUCAUACAUAAGUUAUACUUAAACCCAAAAUGAUUCUCCAGUAGAUUAUUAAGAAAGGCUCAUCCUUUGUUCAAAAAUUGUAUUUUUGCAUUUAUACAGAUUACAACUUCUCAUUUCCAACUAAUUGAAAAUGAAAUGUUGUUUAAAGUAUCGCCCUUUCUCAAACAAGCCAUACAAAGCUGGUUACAAUUUUAGUUUUAUCCUCCAGAAAAGAUAGAACAAAUAUUACAACAAAUAUUAUGGUUAAACUCAAAUAUACUGAUUCAUCUCUACGGGAUCGGUGUCCCUUAUACGGGACGGUUGUUGCUCAAUAUGUGAUAUUUGACUAGAAUGGUGUUGUAAACAACAGCCAACUUUCCGGGACAUAGCUAUGUCUUAUAUGGGCAGAAAGCUUAAAUUCUUGUUAAUCUAACUGUAGUGUCCAAUUUACAGUAGCUAUUACAGCUAAAAAAAAUACCAUGCUAUUGUUUGAGGAUAGUGCAUAACAACAAAACACUUUUAUCACGGCAACUGGUUUGGUACAUUCACCUCUGAAGGUAAAUAAUGUACUUACAUUCCAAAAUCUUGCUCUGAUUUGUCAUCCUGAGGGUCCCAGAGAUGAAAAGUAGUGUAGUUUUGUUUGAAAAAUCAAUUUUUAUAUUCAGAUGUAGGAACUGGGUUCUACAGUUUGACCUCUGACUCCACACCCACCCGGCCAUCUAGAUGUGUGAAGGUUAGUGUAUUUUCUGUAGGGAAGCUAAUGAUCCAUCAUUUAUGACAUUCCUGGGAGUGUGCAAACUUAAAUGUUGUAUUACCAUAGCAUUUUUGGAUGUUCUCUAUAGUUAUGUACUUGAAAACCAAUUUGGCACAUUUGGGAAAACUCCUGGCAGACUUGAUACAAAAUAUUGUGUAGUGAUGUAAUUCUUCACUGGAUCAGUCUGAAACUUUGCACACACACUGCUGCCAUCUAGUGGACAACAUCUAAAUUACAUAUAUAAUGCUACAUCACAGUAUGGCCUUUCCCUUGCAUUUCAAAGAUUAUGCAACAAAACAUAAAUAGAAAACACGUUUUUGUGUUUGUAUGAUCUUUUACCAGAUCUAAUGUGUUAUAUAAUCGUACAUUAAUUUCACAUUUCCACAAACUUCAAAAUGUUUGUUUUCAAACGAUAUCAAGAAUAUGCAUAUCAUAUGCAUAUCCUUGCUUCAGGUCCUGAGCUACAGGCAGUUAGAUUUGGGUAUGUCAUUUUAGGUGAAAAUUGAUAAAAAAGGGUCCGUCCUGAAGAGGUUCAUAAAAAACCAUUCUUUAUGGAUUUCUUUUUAUUUUAUGUUAUUAUGUUUAUUAAUGAUAUUAUGAAUAGAAACAGUGGAGUUAUGUCACAUAUGCAGCAAUCAAAAAUAUAAUGUAUGGGAAUGUCUGCUCAAUCCAAACUUAUAACCAACUGAUUGGAGCAUUACCACAAAAAUGGAGGAGGCAAAUGGAAGAGGGAGAAGGUAGGGAACUUGUUUGUCUGCCAUUUAUUAAAGAUACAAAUUGGCUGAAAAUAAAUGGCAUAAAUGGAGAAAUAUACCAGUUUCAUUUGAAGACAGAAAUGUUGACAUCUGUGCCAUACAGGUUGCAAAGUAAAUGGGAAGAGAUUUUCGAUGUACUGAUUCCAUGGCACAUGGUUUAUGAACAGAUACAAAAAACAACACUUUAUUCAACACUUCAAGUUUUUCAAUUUAAAUUAUUAUACUAUGUAGCUUGUUUCUGGUCACAGGUUCAGGAAUGGUUAAAAAAUCACAACAUUCACAUAAAAUGAACCUUACAAAUAGCAGUUUUGGGCGAUUUAGAAAGCCAUAGUGUCAAUAAAUAAUAUAAUAAUACUCGUAGGAAAAGUUUUCAUCUUUAGCUCACAAUCUGUGGAUACUAUACAAUUAGAAAGGUUAAACAUUUAUGUAAAACAUCACAGCACCAAUGAAAAAUAUAUGGCACAUGGAAACCAAACAAGGGUGAUUUAUGGUGAUAGGUGGGAUGGGCUUAGAGUGGCUGAGGGGUGGGAGUUUAUGUUCGGUAAUGUAUUAUUGUUAUGUGAUUGCUGUAUAUAAAAGCAACAUGUACAGUAUGUAAAAUGUGUAUGCAAAAUGUGUAUGUAAAAUAUAUGUAUAUGUAGCAGAAAAGCUGUAAAAAAACAAAAAAGACGUGUCCUCCGAAGAGGUGGGAUGGUGGAUGGGUUAAUAAGAAAAAAGAUAAACAAGAAAAAAGAAAAAAGAAACACCACCUCAGGUUAUUAAUAAAGAUGUUGUUGUAUUGGAAGACUUGCCUGUGUGUGUUUGUGUUGAUUCACUCCUGUUUGUUUUUGUGUUUCCCUGAUGUAUGAUGAUCGAUCUUUCAGUAUACAUAACUGGUUCUCUCUCUCUCUCUCUCUCUCUCUCUCUCUCUCUCUCUCUCUCUCUCUCUCUCUCUCUCUCUCUCUCUCUCUCUCUCUCUCUCUCUCUCUCUAUCUCUCAUCCAUAUCUCUCUCUCUCAUCCAUAUCUCUCUCUCUGCAGGUUGCAGCUCUCUCCUGAACCCGUUCAGUUGUUGCUCUACCACUCCUCUGUGUAACACUACGGGAGGCUGUGCCCUGGGACAGUACUGGUGCCACCUGUUGGAGGCCUGUGUCCCUGUCACCAGCCCCUGCAGUCCCUACAACCAGUCCCCCUCUACAGGGGAGCGCAGCUACCCCCUGCCACCCAGAUACCCUGACAUACCCCCCUUCUACCACCUGGUGGCAGACUUGCCCAUGAGAGUGGCUCCUUGCUCAGAGCCUGCUCAUAUUAGUGUAUGUGUGUGAGAUGUUGUUAUUUACAGAGGGUUUCUUAUUUACUUAUUUACAGUUCUUAUUUACAUGCUUUAUGCUUUGGAUAAGUCGAAUCAAUAAAAUUCUCUCUCUGUCAGAUCCUGCCAGAGAGGGAGAUCAGUGUUUACCCCGAUGACAUUCUGUCCGUCCAACACACCGGGAGACCUGGAACCUUCCUGAGUUGCCGCGACAAUGCCUCCUCAUCCUCCUCCCCCUGGCGACAGAGCUACCUCUCCCUGCAAGGGGCGGAGUGGGGGGGCUGGUGGGAGGGGGGCCUCUCGUCCCCGCCAAAUGGAGGACAGUGGGUGGACGGGGUUGUGUGCGACCUACGGGUGCUGUACGUGGACACACUGCACGGGCAUGGCUAUAUUUCAAGUACGGGCCAGAGUGAACUUAGUGGCUUCACUCAUAUCGGGAGCAUCAGUACGCCCAUAAGUAUGACCCCUGAAACCUCAGCUCCUGCCCCAGCAAAAAGUCACAUUUCUGGGCUUUGUAUGAUCCAUCCCCUGCCUGAUGGAGACAACCAGAUCCAUAUAUUGGUUGACACUCCUGUACUCAUUGUGAUUAAAAUAUUAUCUGGAAAAGGGGCCACCAGCUCCUGGUUGGCUCCAGUGCUCCAGAGAGGGGUCCCUUUCCUCCCGUCCUGCCCAGGAGGGUUACCUGACUCUUGGCCUGGUUGUGAGAGAGACUCCCCUGACAGCUGGUUCUCCCACAUGUCCCUGGUGCUACCCUCAUUGGGUGUCCACACUCUAAACGUCAGUGCUGUGAAUGGAGUGAGUGAACAGAGUACCUGUGUACAGGUGUGUGUCUAUGAGCCGGUGGCUGGGCUCAGUGUAGAGCCACAUGGACACCUGAGGAUGCUGGUGGACUUGUCACAGGUGAGUUAGCCCGACUUCAUCGAUAAUAUAAAGUUGUAUUGUAUUUUAUAGUAUUUAUCCAAAAAUCUGUGUUUUCUUUAUGCAUGUUUGAAAAUAAUAUGCUUUUCUUUUAUUUAUUUGUUCUGCUGAUCACAUCUCUGCUACUGUAUUGAACUUAUACAUUGUCACCAUUCUCUGUUUUUUCUAAGACAUUUACAGUCACGGCGGAGACUGGUUCCUCAGUAAAGUACACCUGGGUGAUUGACGAGCUAGAGAAGUUUCCCUAUGAGGGAGACACCUAUAGUGUGAUGUUCAAGAAGCCAGCUGAGUACAAACUGAAGGUACUAAGCUCAUCAAUUUCAUAUGAUUUAUCUUAAGAUAAAACAACCUUGUUUUUAAUAUAAUACCCAUAUAACAGAGUAAAGUGGCCCAUAGAGUCUCACUAAUAACUUGUCUCUGUUCCUCCAGGUGACUGCAGCCAAUGCUGUGAGCUCCCAGACCCUAGUGGUCACUCUGACUGCUGACACCAUGACCCCUCUGGCCGACCCAGAAUUCCUCUCUGUCAAGGAGGUCAUCGCUGUGGCCGCGCUGCGUCUCUACACUUUCAGAGUCAAAGUUGAUGUCUCCCUAGGUGUCACUUUCAGGUUAGGGUCAUUUUCUGUUUUCACAGAAGUAUUUGCUUGGAGUGAUAUUAUAUCAAUGAGGGUAGCAUAUCUGUUUCCUUCAUAUUUUCUCAUUAACUACCAUCCCAUUACUCAUUAACUACCAUCCCAUUACUCAUUAACUGCUGCUGGAAGUGGUGUUGGAGGUCCCGUACGGGGCACUCUUCCCUCUGGUCUAAGGAGAUCCCAUUGCCCCAGGGCAGUGAAGAAGAGAUUGCUCUACAUAGGGUGCCAUCUUUCAGAUGGGAUGUUAAAAAACCCUAAGAUAUUGAAUAUUAUUUCCUGUAGGUGGUCUUUUGGGGAUGGCAGUGCCCAGGAGAACCACACCUUUCCUGCCCCGUUUGAAUCCCAGGACAGGCCAGUGGAGCGAGGAGUGAGACAGGUGUAUGUGCAAGACUCUGUGAGCCACGUCUACCUACAGCCAGGUAAACAUACCUCUACCAAUCUGUAAAUUAUUGUAAUUCAUUCUAAUAGUAUAGAUGCUUGCAUAUCACUCCUCUUUCCAUUCAAUACAAUAGGGCAUGUCUCCAUUAAUCUACAGUGCCUUUGGAAAGUAUUCAGACCCCUUGACUUUUUCCACCUUUUGGUAGGUUACAACCUUAUUCUAAAAUUGGUUAAAUUGUUUUUUUCCCUCAUCAAUCUACAGACAAUACCCCAUAAUGACAAAGCAAAAACUUUUUUUAGACUUUUUUACUAAUUUAUAAAUAAUUAUACAUUUAAAUGAGACCCUUUACUCAGUACUUUGUUGAAGCACCUUUGGCAGCAAUUACAGCCUUGAGCCUUCUUGGGUAUGACGAUACAAGCUUGGCACAGCUGUAUUUGGGGAGUUUCUCCCAUUCUUCUCUGCAGAUCCUCUCAAGCUCUGUCAGGUUGGAUGGGGAGCGUUGCUGCACAGUUAUUUUCAGGUCUCUCCAGAGAUGCUCGAUCGGGUUCAAGUCCGGGCUCAGAGACUUGUCCCGAAGCCACUCCUGCGUUGUCUUGGCUGUGUGCUUAGGGUCUCUGUCCUGUUGGAAGAUUAACCUUCGCCCCAAUCUGAGGUCCUGAGUGCUCUGGAACAGGUUUUCAUCAGGGAUCUCUCUGUACUUUGCUCUGUUCAUCUUUCCCUCAAUUCCUGACUAGUCUCCCAGUCCCUGCCGCUGAAAAACAUCCCCACAGCAUGAUGCUGCCGCCACCAUGCUUCACCAGCAUUCAUGCCAAAGAAUUCAAUCUUGGUUUCAUCAGACCAGAUCAUCUUGUUUCUCAUGGUCUGAGAGUCUUUAGGUGCCUUUUGGCAAACUCCAAGCUGGCUGUCAUGUACUUUUUACUGAGGAGUGGCUUCCGUCUGGCCACUUUACCAUAAAGGCCUAAUUGAUGGAGUGCUGCAGAGAUGGUUGUCCUUCUGGAAGGUUCUCCCAUCUCCACAGAGGAACUCUAGAGCUCUGUCAGAGUGACCAUGGGGUUCUUGGUCACCUCCCUGACCAAGGUCCUUCUCCCCCGAUUGCUCAGUUUGGCUGGGUGGCCAGCUCUAGGAAGAGUCUCUGUGGUUCCAAACUUCUUUAAUUUAAGAAUGAUUGAGGCCAUUGUGUUCUUGGGGACCUUCAAUGCUGCAGAAAUGUUUUAGUACCCUUCCCCAGAUCUGUGCCUCGACACAAUCCUGUCUCGGAGCUCUACGGCCAAUUCCUUCAACCUUCCUUCAACCUUCAAGCUUGGUUUUUGCUCUGACAUGCACUGUCAACUGCGGGACCUUAUAUAGACAGGUGUGUGCCUUUCCAAAUCAUGUCCAAUCAAUUGAAUUUACCACAGGUUGACUCCAAUCAAGGUGUAGAAACAUCUCAAGGAUGAUCAAUGGAAACAGGAUGCACCUGAGCUCAAUUUCGAGUGUCAUAGCAAAGAUUCUGAAUACGUAUGUAAAUACACUGACAUUUGCAAAAAUGACUAAAAACCUGUUUUUGCUUUGUCAUUAUGGGGUAUUGUGUGUAGAUUACUGAGGAAAUUGUUUUAUUUAAUCCAUUUUAGAAUAAGGUUGUAACUUAACAAAAUGUGGAAAAAGUCAAGGGGUCUGAAUACUUUCCGAAGACACUGUAUAUCACUCUGUCUCUCACUCAUGCAGAUGACUACACACUGACUGUACAGGUCUACAACCAAUACGACAACAUCAAGCGGGCAAUAUCAGUGAAGGUACGGCCUCCAUUGACUCGUAUACUCAUCUUUCCAUCUCCUCCGGUUCCCCUGGUCAACCAGACCUUUCUUCUAGAAGCCUCUUCACACCCAUCUCACUACGGAAUCCUCUACACUUGGAACUUUGGGGACGGUUCAAAACAAGUCCAAGGAUUCCAUGGCAAAGUUAGCCAUGUUGCUCGGACCACUGGGGUUUAUAACAUGACUGUGUGCGCUAACAACACCUUGACUGCACUGACAGCCUGGGUGGCCGUGGCAGUGGUGGAGAAGGUGUCUGGACUCCAGUUGAGCUGUAGUGGACCCAGUGAACUGAAGUCUGUGACUGAAAUCAAGGGCAAAGUGGCUUCAGGUUCCAGUCUUCACUGGGACUGGAACUUUGGUGACGGGUCUGGACAUAAAAACAUCACAGACAACUCUGUAUCCCAUGUCUACGAGUCCCCAGGGAGUUACACAGUCAGAGUGACUGUGUCUAACGCAUUCAGCCAGGCUAGCCAGUCCAUCAGUCUGGAAAUCUACAGGUUGACCAUCAGUGGAAUUCUGCCAUCGGAGUGUUCGGAGACAGAGAAAGAGAUACAGCUCCAAGCACUGGUGAACGGGAAUGUUUCCAUGCUGACUUUCCAUUGGAAUUUCGGGGAUGAAUCACCUUUGUCAGUACAGAAGGGAAAGUCUGUUGUUACUCACACUUAUUCAAACCCUGGGAUUUAUAAUGUUAACGUUACUGUUCUCAGUAUAGUAGGAUCUGUCUUUUAUGAUGCCAACGUUUGCAUUGAGGCCCCCAUUACUGGGAUAACCAUCUGCCCAUCACAGGAUGCUGUGGCAGUAGGAGAAGAGGUGUGUUUUAAUGCAGUUGCUGACCCAAAAAGACAACCCACUGGAUAUCAGUUCCUGUGGUUCAAUCAUUCCUCUAACAGCUCUCCUAUAAGAGGACUGGCUCGUCAUUGCUUUGUGUAUAAGGAGGAAGGGAUCCAUGAUGUUUCAGUGAUGGCAAGUAACAAAGUCAGCCAGAGAAUAGCCCAAGCCACUGUUGCUGUGCAGAAGCCUGUGAGUAAACUAUCCAUAGCACAUAGUAGUCAAAGCAACACACUGACUGUCAAUGAGAAGAUUACACUUUGGGUGAAGAGCUGCACUGGGACCAAUGUUUCUGUGCAGUGGGACUUUGGUGACGGCUCACCACUGGCAAAGAGUCAAAAUGUCUCCCAUGUCUUCACUUCCGCAGGCAGGUUUACAGUCAAGGCCACAGCUUCUAAUGCAGUUAGCCGGGAUUCUGUUAACCUGGAAGUGAACGUACUGCUUCCUGUGUCAGAGCUGACACUGAAAAUCAGCCAGCCAUUUGCAGUAGUAGGGGAAGAGACUGUCAUAACAGCAGUUGGCAAUGUUGCAGGUAAUGUCAAUUUCUACUGGUCAGUGGAUGGCCCUGCUACCCCUGAGCUUGGGAUGUCUCACUUUCAGUAUGUGUUCCCUAAAGCAGGUGUGUAUCAGGUCAAAGUCACAGCCCAGAACCUGGUGAGCCAACAGGAGGCAGCCAUUUUGAUUGUAGUUUUAGAGAGAAUACAGGGGCUUCAGAUCUCAAGUCAGAGCCUGACUUCCAUGAGUUACAUACCAACCAGAGAGAGUGUCUUGCUCACUGCGUCAGUAACACACGGCUCCAAUGUCACUUACCAUUGGCUAGCCAACCAGAGAGGUGUGACCCAAACUGCCAGUGUUGGUGAGCACUUUCCGUGGUUCACUGAAACUCCAGGUAAUAUAUCUGUUGAGUUGACAGCUUCCAACGGACUUGGUAAGACAACCAGCUGUGUUUCUCUAAAGGCAGUGGAGCGAGUUUCAGGGGCUAGAAUGUCAACAGCUAGAGACACUGUACCACUAGGGAAGUAUAUCAAUAUCUCUGUAACUGUGGAGACCGGAUCUGACCUCCAGUAUCUCUGGAAUGUGAGCUCAGACCUUUCACCCUUACAGAACAAUGUUCCUUUUCUUCUUUACGUGUUUGAGACUCUGGGUUCUUGUUCUGUCAGUGUGUCAGUCCAGAAUGUUCUCGGUUCAAGCAACACAUCCAAACAUUUCACAGUUCAGGAGGAGGUUAGAGAGGCAGACUUUCAGAUAGGUGGCAAGACACAUCCGUUCUUUAUAACGUCAAAUACUCAAGUUGCACUCUAUGGAUAUGUCCAUAAAGGGAAUGAUCAGCACUGGGGGUGGAAAGUUGUUGGGUGUACUGGAGGUGCUGUGGUUUUGAACAACAGUCAGUCAGUUAUCUACACCUUUACAGAUGUAGGGGUCUAUAAAGUCUCUCUGAAUGUCUCUAAUGGUAUUAGCUGGCAGACAGUUUCACACAGAGUCACCAUCCAGGACACUAUUCAGGGCUUGACUCUAAACCUUAGCAGGUCUACAGUCUGCGCUGAAGAUCAUAUUGCUUUUACACCAGUCGUUUCCAAAGGAACCAAUGUCAGCUUCUCUUUAGACUUUGACGAAGUUGAGUCAUCAAAUGACCUUGUUGAGGUAAGCUUCACCACCUCCACCCUCCCAGUUGGGUCUCACUCUGUCACAGCCCGAGCCUGGAACCAGGUGAGCAACUCCCAGGUGUCAUUGACCGUCCAGGUGGUAGAGAGGAUCGGGGGCCUACGAUUGGUCAACUGCUGUUCCACUGCUCUUGAAGCUCUAAAGGAGAUCCCUUUCCAAGCAAAUGUCAUGAGUGGUUCUCCAACCGAUUACAUCUGGACGAUCCAAUUAGAAGGGCUUCAGCCCUUACAGGUAAUUGGACAGGAAGUGAUGUAUACCUCACCCGGAAGUGGUUCGUUGUUUGUGGGUGUGAUGGCCAGCAAUGGCUUCUGCUCUGAAACCCUGAAUGAGACAGCCAUUGUUCAGUUGCCCGUGAGGGAGGUCAAGAUUGUUUGUGAUUCUACAGCAACCUUUAGAGGCUAUAGUGUCAGAUUCUCAGUCACAGUAGAUGGUGGAAGCAAUUUGAGGUUUCAAUGGGUCUUUGAAGACUCAAGUGAAGGAGUUGUCAUCACAAAAUCCAGUACAGUGAACCACACAUAUCUCACUGCUGGAAAAUAUAUUGUUAAAGUCACAGCUUUCAAUAAUGUCAGCCAGGUCUCCACACAACUGCUCACUGAGGUGAGAGAACUCCAGUGCUCCCUCCCUCAAGUCACUUUAGUCCAGGGCCAAUCCACAAUCCUCAAGUCUAGAUCCAGCUACUUUGAAGCAAGCGUAGACAUCAAAGGCUGCACCGCAUACAAGACCAUGUACCUAUGGGAAGUGUUUAGGGGGAGUGGCUGUGGAGCUGACAAGACUGACAGCAAUCUGGUAACCCAAAGCAGUGGACAUCCAGUAACCCUGAUUAACCUGGGGAUUGUGACUACGCCACUAUUGUCCCUCCCUAAGCAGGCCCUGGAGGUGGGCCAGUACUGCCUGGGGUUCACUGUCUCUCUCCAGGGAACCCCUCUACAUCUGCACAGGACGUCCAGGCUCUCUGUGGUUCACAGCUCCCUGGUACCCAUCAUCAGGGGGGGAUCGCAUAGACUGGUGCCCAGCCACAGUGACCUGAUCCUGGAUGGGUCAGAGUCCCAUGAUCCUGAUGUGGAUCUGGGAGAGGAAGGGGAGCUGAAGUACCACUGGGAUUUCAUCACUGAGGUAAUUGAAAUCAUUGCCUUUCUACUAUUUAGGUAGAAAUUGUUCACUUACAUUUCUGUUAACUUAUAUUGCUGUCUUACCUUGAUGUUUUCUCAAAAUUGUACCAAUGGUAUCUGUUUCUGCCUGAAGAACUCUACUGAGUGGUUGUCCCAGGACCAGGGCCAGCUUUUAGGGUAUAACAGCAGCAGGUUGACUGUCCCCAGCAGGAAGCUACAGCCAGACAGGGUCUACCUCUUCACCCUCACUGUCCAAAAGGAAGGGAGGAGACCUAUCUCCACUACACAGUCUGUGAGUCUCACAUUAUCUCUACACACCACAAUAUCUUUAUGCAACGAAGGUGGUUCAGCGAACCAUGCACUGUAAAUGGGUUGCCGUGAAUUUGACAGUAACUUACAGGCAGCUAGUGGUAAGUAAGUUGCUGUAUUUCAUAUUGCAGUACAAUUACUGUAAUCUAAAUACAGUAUCAAAGCAAGUAUUGUAUAAUGACACACAGUAAAAUACCAUAGAAUUGACGGUAUUAUACUGUAAAAAAGUAAAUGCUACUGUUCGUAAUGAAUGAAUGGAUGGAUGGAUUAAUUAAUUAAAUUAAUUGAGGGGAGAUGGUGUUUGUAUUUUACAGGAUUUUACUGUAAUUACAUGAGAUUGGUGCAAGCAGGUUGGCUGCUAGGUAAUGUUUUACACAUUACAGCAUAUCAAUUAAUAAUUUGUAUUUUAUAUCACUUGCACUUGUAGAGGCCUUAAUGGUCCAAUGCAGCCAUUUUUAUCUCAAUAUCAAAUAAUUUCUGGGUGACAAUUAAUUACCCUACUGUGAUUGUUUAAAAUUAAAAUGGUAAGAAAUACACAAAAAUAGAAAAAUAGCUUCUUAGCAAAGAGCAAUUUUUCUAGCAAGAAUUUUGCUGGGACUGGUCUGAGUGGGAGGGGAAAACUGAAAACUAGCCUUUAUUGGCAGAGAGGUUUGGAACACUCUUUCUUAUUGGUCUAUUAACUGAUUUACCACCUGGUGAUGUCAUCCCACAAAAACAGGCAGAAAUUUCAGCCGGUCCUUUCAAACAGCUCUUACACUACAAGGGCUUUGUUAUAAUUUUCACAAUUUCACAGUAUUAUUCCAAACUCAUAGUGUGGAAAUAUAUAUAAAACACAGGAAAAACACAUUUUUGACUGCACUGGGCCUUUAACAAAGGCUUCCAAACUGGAAGUGACUACAGGGCAAAACAGACAAAUGCGCAACCAUUACAAGUUUAAGACUUGCUGCCUCUCCAAUCUGUCCGCUAUACAUUUUUAAUUGAUGGGGCACUACUACCACAUACCAGUUAAACUGGUACAGCAUUCUCACUAAUGGGUGCAACAAAUAUAGCCUCUUACAAGGCACGCCUCAAAGUAUGUUAAUGAGCCAGAAAUAACAAUACCAUGCACCCACUAGUGGUCAAAAGGUUUUUGGCACUCGAAAAAUGCGGUACGGUACUGUAUUCUGUGGGAUGGAAUUACAGUACCAUUCGAAAUACAGCAAUUCUUUCCCCAUCCACAUAAUUUCCCCACAAUGCACCAUCAUUUACAGUAUGCAGCAGUAAAACGUUUCACAGUAUUUUACUGUUGAUAAUAUCCAAAAUUACCAUAUAAAGUUUUCAGUUUCAGUGUGGUUGUGGGAUGUUUAUUUGAUAGUAUAUUCAUGUCAAAUACUCCUCCAUGCCUCUAGGUGGCGGUAUCUAAAGUUGCAGUGCUUCCUGUAAGUGUGGAGUGUGUUUCCUGCAGUACUCUCUCUUCUUUCCGUGUCAGCCAGAGUCGCCCCAUUGUGCUCUCUGGUUGUUGUGAUAAGUGUGGCAGCCAUGUUCAGGUAAGUUCUCCUCUACGUAGCUAAUUGGCUGACCUAAACAACAUUUACAGUUUGUGACAAAAUUAAAUAAAGUCAGCAUAAAGCAGCUGUCAUGGCUGCUUUAUGCUGGACUUAUGACGGAAAGUUGAUGUAUGGUCUUUCUGUUUUCAAAGUACAAAUGGAGCGUAGAGGAUCAGAACGGUGUGACCCUUGACCUGAACGAGGUCACCACUACGGGCAGUCUCUCUCCUGACCUGGUGGUCCGACCGGAGGUGCUGCAGGAGGGGUAUAACUAUACCUUCACCCUAAAUGUUACCCACCCUGCUGGGGGAAGAUGGGGGUGUGCUAGCCUGACCCUCCUGCCCAACCCUCCACCCCAUGGAGGGGUGUGCACUCUUACCCCAGGUCCUGGGGAGAAAAUACGCCUGCUGGAGACUGUGGUCACAUACAACUGCUCAGGUAAUACAGUAGAAACAAAGACUCAAAUAUUCAAUCAAAUCUUAUUUUGGUGUCUUUGCCAUGUUUUACCAUGGUGUACCAGAUGUCCUGUAUUUACUCUAUAGGUUGGCUGGAUGAGGAUAGUGAGUCCCCCCAGCUUAUCUAUAUUCUACAGGUGGCAUCAUCAUGCCCAGGCUGGGGCAAAGCAUGUCCCCUUCUCACCCUCUACAGGGGUACCCAGCGUACAUUUGGCAGCCUAGUUCCUCUGGGGGAGGCGGGGCCAGAGAAGGACCUGUCAAUCAUCUCUGUGAUCCUGCAGGUAGAGGACCACCUGGGGUCAAAGGUCACCGCACUUAACAGGUGAGUUGGAGAUUAGUUUAAAACUGAGAAUGCAGGGAAGAGGUUCCGACCUCAAGAGACCUCUUGAGGUAAAUUGUCAAAAGACAAUUUAUGGAUGCUUUUGUUUUUUCAGAACUAUAACAGUGCUGAGACCUGUGGAUGGAGAUGGGAUCACAGAGUGGCUGAGGAACAAGAGUCAAACCGAACUAUGGGGUUUACUCCAACAGGGUAACCCACAGCAGCUCAUUCCCUAUUCCAUUGCCCUCACCAGCCAGCUCAACCAGGUAUGAACCUUACCUUUGUCUUUACCUGGCUGUGUCUCUCUUCUCCUUAAUGUUAUCUUUCCUUUACAUGUCUAUCUCUCUCCUCUCGGUCACAGGUGGAUCAGACUUUGAGUGAGCAGGAUCUCAGGGACAGGAGGGAGAUCAGGGGGAAUGUGACACAGGUGCUGGCCUCUUUGUCUGUGUCCUCUCUACAGGAUGCAGCCCAGAUCAGCUUUGCCCUGGCCCAGUCCACUGUAAGUAACCUGUCCGUAGUUUACACAGACAGAGUUUGUGCCAUAAAAGCCUGGCAAAAAGACCCACAAAUGAUACAGAUUUGUCCUCGAUGUCUGAAUGCCACUGUGCGUUGUCUCCUGCAGGCAGUCCCAAGUGAGGUGGUGUGUGAGGGCUGUCAGGAGAAUGUUCUAGAAUCUGUGGGGAGAAUGAUCAGGGUUAUGGAAGAGCAGACGGGACUAGGAGACGACACAGCCAUAGACACAGGCAGGAACAUCCUCCAUGUAAUAGGUACUGUACUAGUUUCUGAGUGGAAUUGACAGUUGGAAAUACAAGGAUAAAAGGUGGAGGAUACAUGCUCAUAGAGCAAGGACAGGAACUAGUUCAAGAUUUUUGACCAAAAACGGUUAUUUCUCUCUCUGUCUCCAGGCAGUUCAUUGGCUGCUGUGUCCGAGUCCAAGCUCAUCUCCUCUGGUCCUCACACUCACUCUAACGUAUCUGAAACUGCAGUGUCAGCCCUGGACCAUGCCAGGGCUCUCAUGCGUAUUCUGAUGCGCUCGCGGAAACGCGACGAGGAACCCCUCUCUCUCUCUGCUCCACAGAUCAGUGCCGUUGGUUACCAUGGAAACCCCUCGGAACUCCUCUGCACCACUGAUCCCUCCGUCGACACCCGCCAAUCAAACCAGUCCAACAAAUCACAAUUAAACCCUUCUUCUUCCUUCUUCAAUGACAAGCCAGAGUCAUACCCACCAUACCCGCCCUGCCAGUUCCUCAUUCCCCCCUCUCUCAGUGCCCAGCUCCAGCGUCAGGUCCGGGGGUCUGAGGUGGUACAGAUUCUCCUGGGUUUGGAAGGGGGGUCUGAGUUCCUCUCUGCAGCCAACCCACCCAUUUCUACUUCUCUGGCUGCCAUGGAGUUCACCACGCCCCAGGGACAGCCCAUACCCAUUGCUAACCUGGACACUGACAGAUCUAUCAGGGUUACUUUGCCCAAAAUAUAUACUGUAGGAAGGAUCAGCACUGGGGAUCGGGCUAGUGGUGGGAGUGGAAGUGGGUCUGGGGCUGGGGCUUGGUCUAAAUCUAGUGGUAUUGACAGAGACGAGGGAAGAGCCCCAAUGGUUAACUUUACACUCCGAGCCAAAGGGUGGCUGAAUUUUACAGUGAGGGCAGUGAAGAAUAUGGAUCCCAAUGCUGGACUGUACAUCUCCUUAAACUUCAGCCUGCUUCCAGGAGCUUCUCUGGUGGGCUCAGGACAUGUGAGAAUCACAGUGGCCACCCAGCCAGGUCAUCCUGCAUCCCAUGAUUCCCUAGUCAGAGAGCUGACUCUCUCCCUCUCCACCCAGACAGCCAUGGAGGACACCAUCUUCCUCUCUCCUCUGUAAGUGUUCUGUAUCUAGACAGUUAUGUUUUCCAAAACCUUUUACAAGUGUUUACUUUUACACAGACAGAAUGUUGUGAGGCCUGAUUUUCUUCUAUCCAUGGCAUAUGAUGAUGACAUCCCAGUAAUUUACUAAUACAGCUUGUUGUCUAUUAUUUCUCUACAUCUCUAGACUUAACAGCACAGUACAAUCUCUCUUUGUGAACCUGACAUCCAGCCUGAGUGGAGCUCCAGUCCGGGCCUCAGUGUGUGUGUUCAGCUCUCUGUGUCAGUACUACAGCCUGAGGGAGAGGCGCUGGAGCACUGAGGGCCUCCGGCCACUGGAGGGCAGCACCCUCCACUCAGCACACUGCCUCACUCAGCACCUCACCAUGUUCGGGGCCAGUCUGUUUGUCCACCCAGACGCUGUGGUGCUACUGCCACCGGUAAGUUUGGGAUACUCCUCAGGGUAACACAAUAAAUGGUAUAGCUCAUUAGUACAUACAGAGAAAAUAAAUGUUAGCAGCCUUCGAUAGAAAAGUUAGAGGAACACAGAAUUCUGAGACAUGAUCAUACACUCAAUAUGGCCACCUGUUCACCCACCUUGGAACACAGCUUUGAAUUGGAACCCCUUCUACUGAUGCUACUAAUUUUAAUUAUAUGUCCCCGUCCAUCUCCCCACCACAGUCCAGUGGUCCAAUGCGUAAUGUGGUUGUGGGGAUUGUGUGUGCUGUCCUGGUUCUGAUCCACUUCCUCCUGGGUCUGAUCGCCCACAAACUGGACCACCUGGAGAGCCUGAGACUAUGCCAUGUACCACUGUGUGGCCGACCUGGACGCUACAGCUACAGAGUCCUGGUCAAAACAGGCUGGAGACGAGGAGCAGGUAAGGCUCGCAGAUCUUAGACGACUGGGUAGGUGUAAGCAAUAGAUCCGCCCAUUUUCUGCCAUAUUGCUCUGUCUCACCUAUCCAGUCCUAACAGAAGUGAGAGGGAGUGAACGAGGGCAGAAGGGAGAGAACAUCUUGCUGAAAGAGCAUCUUGUUAAAGUGAAAUGCAAACCUGGUUCACGUUUAUUUGUAUUUCCCAUCAGGCACGACGGCCCAUGUCGGCAUCAGUCUGUACGGGGUGACUAAAAGCGGUUCACGCCACCUGCAACGGGAGGGGGCGUUCCAACGAAGUGGUCUGGACCUGUUCCACCUGGAGACGGACAGCAACCUGGGAGAGGUGUGGAAGAUACACCUCUGGCAUGACAACACAGGUAACCAUGACAACACAGGUAACUACUGUAGUCUCACAUUGCCAUACUUCGUAGUCUCGUAUUCACUCGCCUACUGGAACACGAGGAAAGCAGGAGAUCGAGGCUCCAGGUAGUAAGGUUCCAAACAGGUAACACAACAAUACCUAUAAGUGUGUUUGUGUGCAUGCGUGUGUGUGUCCCAGGUCUGGACCCGUCGUGGUACGUGCAGCAUGUGGUGGUGUGGGACCCUCAGACAGACCACCUGUUCUACUUUCUGGUAGAAGACUGGCUGUCUGUGGAGAACGACAGGAACGAAGGAGGAGGGACAGUGGAGAAGGAGAUGUUGGCCUCCUGUAAGUACUACAACUCUCUGUAUAUGUCUUUACAAUCAGGGAGAGCAGAACUGCCUCCAAAACAGAUUUCUCUCUCUCUCUCAGGUCCUGUGGAGCUGUCUAAGUUCCGACGUGUUCUCUCCUCCCAGCUGGCGUUUGGAAUGCUGGAGCGCCACCUGUGGCUGUCUCUAUGGGAACGCCCCGCCCUCAGCCGCUUCAUGCGGGGGCAGAGGGUGACAGUGUGUGCCCUCCUGCUACACCUCUACCUCGCACUAGGGGCAGUGUGGUACGGGGCUGUGGGUACAGAGGGGCAUAGGUGAGAUGGCAGUCUAACCAGAACAUUCCAGGUGACAAUAGUGUACACAAUAGAAGGUUCUUGUGAAAUAGCUCAGGUGGGAUUCAAUCAAACUCGCACUGUGGAUAACUUGCUGCGCUGAAGAACAAUGUUGUUUUGCCUGAGACACUCUACAACUCUUUGUUACCUAUCCCACAUACUCUGCAUUAACUCUGUUAAGUGAAUGAAUCAGCCAUUUUAUGGGUGCUGUGUUUCAGUGGACCGGUUUCGGCUCGGUUGCUUGUAACCUGGGAAACAGUUGCCGUGGGGAUGACAAUUGCCAUCCUGGUGUUUCCUCUCCAGUGUCUCCUCUGCUUCCUGUUCCGAAAGACUCACAGCCAGGUACCUUUCCUACAUCUCUCUCUCCUUCUCCAUCCAUAUUUCCUGUUGCCCCGUCAACAAAAAUAAUCCUAUACGCCUAUUAAACCACAUUGUUAUCAUUUCUAUCUUUAAAAAGCUUAGUCGAUCAGAGGUCAAUGUGAUAGUGUAUUGUAUAUUUACUCUGUUGAUUUGGCAGGCUUAUCGUAAUGUGGGAAGUGCUUGACUGAGAUGGUGCUUGGGUCAGCUACAAAUGUUGGGUUUCCCUUUCCCUGUGUGUGUUUCAGGUAGCGGUGGAUAUGUCAGUGCCUCCAUCCCCUGUGUGUCAGUCAGUGGAGAUGGACGUCUAUCUCGGCCAAUCAGAUAUGUCCUGCUCCUCCUUCCUAUCUUUGCCUGGAGGACCUGAUCCGUCAGGCCUGGAUGGAGACACACCCUCUUCUGUAAGAGAGCAAACUCUCACAUGUAUCAAUGCAUGCACAUACACAAAUACACAGCUCUUUCUGAUUCUCUUGUGAAAGUUGUAAACUGAAAAAGCUGAAAGCUAUCUUUUACUUCUCUCUUAGCUGAUGGGAAGCAAGGCAUUCAACGCUGAGUUCUGGAAUGCCACUAACCUGGGAGUGGAGAAGGAUGAAGAUGGCAUGACACUGUGGUCAUCCUGUGACAGCCUCACUGACCUCCCAGGGCCCUCCUGUGACAGCCUCACUGACCUCCCAGGGCCCUCCUGUGACAGCCUCACUGACCUCCCAGGGCCGUCCUGGGAAAUAACCUCGGACCCCUUGGGGUCAUCCCUGGGUCCUGCCCGUCUGCUGAAGAGGAAGAAAGCCCUGAUGAAACUAUGCCUAGCCUCACCCUCCUCGCCCCAAUUUCUUGUCUGCAACUCCCCACCAUCCCAAUCCUUAUCUGGCCUGCCUCCAGACCCCAGCCACAGCCACAGCCACAGUCACAAUCUGCAACCCAAUGUUCUUACCCUGUCUGGUGAGUGUGUGUCCCAUAUGUGUUAAUAUGACUCCUGUGUGAAUACAUCUAAAAUGGUUCUGUUGUCUCUCAUGGUGUUUCAGAGGAAGACCUGCUGAGGUCUAUAGCAGCAGAGACAGGCAACAGUCCCUCAACAUCAGACAGUGGCCGCUACUCCCCCAGGACGACCUCUCUGUCCCACACGUAAGACCUGCCUGACCAGUACACUCCAGACCUAAACCCCAGAUAAUACAGGCCCUGUCUACAGUAUAUGCCCCCAAUGUAUAUUCCUCCUUCCCUCUUUCAGUGGAGAACAGAGUUGCUCUGACUGAACUCGAUUGCAGAGAACAACCAGUCAUAGUACUUUGUAUAGCACUAUUGCCUGUUGGGAAAGAAUACUUCUGAGUCUUACUCAUCUCUCUGUGUGUUUUAGCCAGAGCCAGGGCAGUUCCAGCAGUGUUUGGUCUGAGCUGAGUGUGGACAAACCACUCUAUGGGACAGAGAUCCACAACCCCCCCUGCUCUCCCACCUCUCUGUAUGGGACGGGGCUGUUUAGGCCUUCCUCAUCUCUCUCUGUCUCCUCCAUCGCCAGUACCUUCCUCCCCAGUCCCUCCCCUGACUCCACAGACUCUACCACACGCAUAGGUGAGUCAUUAGCACUCACUAACCCAAACCUUUGUUCCGAUUCCCUCUAAGAAUAAUGACCUGUCUUCCACUCUUUAUACCAAAUGUAAUACUAUGUGGGUGCGAGAGUUCCCCAUUUAAAACUUUCUAUGAAUUAUGUCUAUUUUGCAUGAAAAUCCAAUGAACUAUCUGAAUAUUCAUAUCAAGCAACUUCAUAUUUGCAGACAUCAUAGAGCAUAGUUUCUUCCAUGUUUUCACCCCCCAGGUGUGGCCCGUGGCAAGCCCAGCUGGCUGCUCCCGCCCUGGGCACUGCGUGUAAUUUACCCCCUGGUUGUGUUGUUGCUGGGGGCCUGCCUGGCUGUAGUAGGCCUCUAUGGGAGUCACUUCUCUAGCUCAGUGGUCCUGAUGUGGCUCAUCUCAGCCCUGUCUGCCUUCCUCACCUCCGCUCUGCUGCUGGAGCCUCUCAAAGUAAGCAGAUCGAGACAUAGACACGGGGGGCUCAAUAGUCAAUGCAACAAAUUGUCAGCAAUGAAUGCUUUCACCAUGCCAGAGAGAGAGAUACGCAACCAUAUGGCUUCUGUAUUUCCUGUAGACCCAUGUCAUUGUUAAACGACAAUUGCUGGCUUUUAAUCUUUUCAGCCUAAGAGAGACAGGUAUGCACCUUAUAACCUUCACUAUUAGUAUUGGCUAUUUAACCCUUGUAUGUCCUCUCCUCAGGUGUGUGUGCAGGCGUUGUUCUAUGCUGUGGUGUUAAGGCCUGUAGACCCUGAGGUGAAUGAUCGGCUGGGGCAGGAGACCGUCAUUAAGAGGGAGGGGGGCAAGCAGAGGGGCAAGGUGCUCCCCCCUUGUGGGUUCGGCCUACUGCAAGCCAAGGAGGAGGCCAGGAAAGUGAGAGCGCUACGAUCCCUCAUGAAGGUAAAACAGGAAACAAAAAAACAACAACUCCCAUAAAUCCUUAUAGUAACCUCUGGAAUGAACAUGUGUGGUGUACUGUUUAUAUUCCUAACCACCUAGUACUGGAAUUGAAAUAACAUUAUCUUAAUUCUUUAUCUUUUAUGUCUUUAUCUUCCCGUCUCCUCUCUUGUUCAUUCUCUCUGUAUACUCUCUCUCUCUCUCUCUUUCUCUUCUCUCUCCUCUCUUCUCCUCUCCUCUUCCCAGCACUGUGUGUGCCACAUGUUGUUCCUGUUGGUGGUGUUGAUGGUGAACUACCAGGACAGUGUUCAGGAGACCCAGGGAAGACUGCUACACUCUGCCGUCAAACACUCACUGACCACCAACCUCAACACCAUCACUGGGUAAGGGCUGCGUGUGUCGUGUGUGUGCAUGUGUGCGUGUACCCUGUACUGAUAUGUGUAUUGGUGUGUGUUUGUAGGCUGUGUCCACAUGUAACUCUCUGUGUUGGUUUCAGGUGGGAGGGGGCGUGGCUGUGGAUGGACAACAUCCUGGUGCCACACCUUCAUCAGAACCCCGCCCUCCACCUGGUGGGGUUACCACGGAUACGCUGUAUACACACUCCAGACCAUAAUAAGGCCGUCUCUCUGGGGAACAGCAGUUUUACCACACGCCAGCUUCUCUCUGGCCUAUACAGCACACACUGGACCACAGCACAGUGAGUCACAGACACAGACACACACACACCAGUCCACACAAAUUAUCCUACAUGAUUCUUUGUACUCUUUUCUUCUCUCAGGUUAAAGGCUGUGUCCAUUGACUUCACCCAGUACCAUAGAGAGACUAGUCUGUUUGUGUGUGUGUCGGUUCUGCUAGAGAAGACCCAGAUACACACACUCAUCUCCUCCCUCUCCAUCCAUCCUCUACUCAUCCCCCCAUCCUCCUCAGGACCAGACCUGCAGAUUGCACUCAUGGUAACAUUUGAUAAACAAUUUGUUUAUAUGAAACAACACUAUUAUUCCCAUUCAUUUGGGAUAGGAAAUGCAAAAAUGUAAGAACUUCAAUAGGUUCCGUUCUGAGACACUCAGGUUUUGAAACCUUUCUACCCUCCCCUCCUUCCUCCCCCCCAGGUGCUUCUGCUCCUCUCUGCCCUCCUCUUUCUGGGGGUGGAGCUAUGGGCCAUGGCUACUGCCCAGUACGUGCGUCAGAGCUGGCGCUGGCUACAGCUCCUCCUCACCUCUUUGUCCCUGGCGACGGCCGCGCUGCGAUUCUGCUUCCUGUCCCAGGCUGCUUCCUGUCUGUCCCAGCACCGCUCCAUACCAGACUCCUUCACUGAGUUCCACAGUGCCGCCCUGCUGGCCAGGAGGUCCACACAGAUAUCAGCCAUACUGCUCACUCUGCUGGUACUCAAGGUACUGGAUAACUUAAAGAUAGUUCCUAAAUAUUUAUAUUAUUUGAAUGGUUCCGAACUCAAUGGGUAAGGAAUCCACAUUUUGUGCCACUACCAUCAAAAUGCUAAAAUGUGUGUUUCAGAUGGUGGGUACUCUGAGGUACGUGCGGAGGUGGGUGGUGUUUGGUCGAGUGCUUCAGCUGGCAUGGAGAGAGAUGGCUGCUGUGGCUCUACUAAUGAUCUUACUGCUGCUGCUCUUCUCUCACACUGGACACAUGGUAGGAUAUGUAAUAUGCAGUGGUGGAAAAAGUACCCAAUUGUCAUACUUGAGUAAAAGUAUAGAUACCUUAAUAAAAAGUUGCUAAAGUGAAAGUCACCCAGUAAAAUAGUACUUGAGUAAAAGUGUUUGGUUAUAAAUGUACUUAAGUAUCAAAAGUACCUGUAAUUGCUAAAAUAUACUUAAGUAUCAAAGGUAAAAGUAAAGGUAUAAAUCAUUUCAAAUUCCUCAUAUUAAGCAAACCAGACGGCACCAUUUUCUUGUUUUUUUGAGUUGUCAGGGAAAAUGUAUGGAGUAAAAAGUUCAAUAUUUUCUUUAGGAAUGUAGUGAAGUAAAAGUAGUCAAGAAUAUAAAUAGUAAAGUAUAGUACAGAUACCCCAAAAAACUACUUAAGUAGUACUUUAAAGUACUUUUACUUAAGUACUUUACACCACUGGUAAUAUGUAACAAGGUUCUCCACAGGAAUAUGUGAGACACAGCUCACUCCAUGGGAAUAUGUACUACCUAUUCAUGCAUGUAUGUUUGUGUCUCAGCUCUUCUCCGGGUCUGUGGAUGGGUUUGUGUCUGUGCACCAGGCUGGUGUGUCUGUGCUGUCUGUGCUGCGUGGUCGCCUGGUCCUCCAGAGGCUCAGCAGGGCUCACCCUGUCCUCGGACCCCUCUAUGCCCUCUCUCUGCUGGGGAUGGAAGGUUGGCUGCUGGCCCGUCUCUCUGGAGCUGUUCUGCUCCGCACGUACAGGGUUGUGCAGGCUGAGAUGUACAGGCCAGCCAUGGAGCCCCAUGACUAUGAGAUGGUGGAGUUCUUCAUCAAAAGACUGAAGCUCUGGAUGGGACUUAUUAAGGCCAAGGAGGUAUGGAGGAAAUUAAUUGAUGAAUUAAUUUAUGCAUUUUAUUCAACACAAAUUGAAACUUCUGAAAUCUCCCUCCCUUCUCUCCACAGUUCAGACACAGGGUGAAGUUUGAGGGCAUGGUGGUGCCUCCCUCCAGAUCAUCCCAAGAAUCAUGUCUCUCCACCAUCUCGUCCUCCCUCUCCUCCCCCCAUCCCCUGUCCUCCGCCCUCUCCCUGGGUUCUGAGGACUCGGGUGUGUCCGCUCCGGGAUUAGACGUUCAGCCCAACCUGGACCGCCUGCUUUCCUGCGUCAACAGUCUGCUCUCACGGUUUGACCACGUUAACCAGCUGACCGCAGACAUUCACGGUCUGGAGACGCAGCUAGAGGAGGUGCAGAGCAGGAGGAGGAAGAGGGGGCCGCAGGGACUUGGAAGAGGAGAAGAGGGAAGAGAAGGUAGAGGAGUGGCGAUGGGCAGUAGGAAAACUCUGCUACCCCCUCAAUCUCGCAUCUCCCUCCCUUCCUUUCCUCCUUCUUCUUUCAACCCCAUUACCCUUCUCUCCUGCCCUCCCUCCACCAAUCCCUCCUUCGCUCACGUUCACAGCUCCUACUCUGAGUCUGUCAUUCUCCAACCUCACCCACACCCACCCAGAGACACUCACCUCUCCGAAGCAACCAAGCUCACACAAAGGAGCUCUGGCCUGGGCUUGGGCACUGGGCCUUCCGGGUGUCCUGGAGCCAGGCAGUUUCCUAGACGUCGAGCCUGGCACUCAGGGAGUUCUCACUCGGCUGAUGCAGCUCAGAGGCCCCCCCAGGCCCCUGGUGGUGGUAUUGGGGUCAACACGAAAGCCAGGCCCUGUAGUGAGGAGGGGGACAGGAGACGUGCCAGUGAGGGACUGCCUGUGAAGAGACGGGCCUGGAUCUCAGAGGGGCCUGAGACAGACAUAGUCUAA